Messenger RNA from Balearica regulorum gibbericeps (East African grey crowned-crane), 1632 nucleotides. The record is from RefSeq and is a predicted model, not a curated record. NCBI's taxonomy places the organism in Eukaryota, Metazoa, Chordata, Aves, Gruiformes, Gruidae.
GCACUGGGUACAUGAAAUUCUCACAAGCCAACAACCAAACUCUUCAUUGAUGGGAAGUUUGUUGAGUCCAAAACUACUGAGUGGAUUGAUAUCCACAACCCAGCCACAAAUGAAGUGGUUGGCCGUGUACCAAAAGCCACAGCCAGUGAGAUGGAGGCAGCUGUGGCUUCUUGCAAAAAGGCUUUUUGGAACUGGUCAGAAACAUCUGUUUUGAGUCGCCAGCAGGUCUUCCUGCGUUAUCAACAACUCAUCAAAGACAAUCUGAAAGAAAUUUCAAAACUCAUCACCUUUGAGCAAGGGAAGACCCUGGCUGAUGCUGAGGGAGAUGUGUUCCGAGGCCUCCAGGUGGUUGAACAUGCUUGCAGCGUGACAUCACUCAUACUGGGAGAGACCAUGCCCUCCAUCACUAAAGACAUGGACACUUACACCUACCGUCUGCCUCUGGGUGUCUGUGCUGGAAUUGCACCAUUCAACUUCCCAGCCAUGAUUCCUCUUUGGAUGUUCCCCAUGGCUAUGGUUUGUGGAAACACCUUCUUGAUGAAACCAUCUGAGCGUGUACCAGGGGCACUCAUGUUCCUUGCCAAGCUGUUUCAGGAUGCUGGUGCCCCCGAUGGGACCCUGAAUAUCAUCCACGGACAACAUGAAGCUGUGAAUUUCAUUUGUGACCAUCCGGAUAUCAGAGCAAUCAGCUUUGUGGGAUCUAAUCAGGCUGGCGAGUACAUCUAUGAGAGAGGAUCCCGGAAUGGCAAGAGAGUCCAGGCCAACAUGGGAGCCAAGAACCACGGUGUGGUGAUGCCUGAUGCCAAUAAAGAGAACACCUUGAACCAGCUGGUUGGAGCUGCUUUUGGAGCAGCUGGCCAACGCUGCAUGGCCCUGUCUACAGCAAUUCUAGUGGGAGAAGCUCAGAAAUGGCUGCCAGAGCUUGUGGACAGAGCCAAAAAUCUACGGGUAAAUGCAGGAGACCAGCCUGGAGCAGAUCUUGGGCCUCUAAUCAGUCCCCAAGCUAAGGAACGGGUUUGCCAUCUGAUUGAGAAAGGAGUAAAAGAAGGUGCCAGCCUUCUUCUGGAUGGGCGUAAUAUCAAAGUGAAGGGCUAUGAAAAUGGCAAUUUUGUUGGACCAACGAUCCUGGCCAAUGUCAAGCCAAGCAUGACUUGCUACAAGGAGGAAAUCUUUGGGCCCGUGUUAGUGGUUCUGGAAGCAGACACUUUGGAUGAUGCCAUUGAGAUGGUGAACAACAACCCCUAUGGAAAUGGAACUGCAAUCUUCACCACCAAUGGAGCCACAGCUCGGAAAUAUUCUCACUUAGUAGAUGUGGGUCAGGUGGGCGUCAACGUUCCGAUCCCAGUACCUCUGCCCAUGUUCUCUUUCACCGGUUCUCGUGCUUCUUUCAGAGGAGACACCAAUUUCUAUGGCAAGCAGGGAGUGCAGUUCUACACACAGCUGAAAACUAUCAUUUCUCAAUGGAAAGAGGAAGAUGCCACCGUCACCAAGCCUGCUGUGGUUAUGCCAACUAUGGGAAACUAAAUCUGCCUUUACAGAUGCUUUUCUUGUUGCCCUUCUCCUUCUGUGCUGCACUUUCCAGCUUUGUCCUGACUAUCAUCAUUUCCUUGGGAAUGAAUAGAAAGCUCCAUU